Messenger RNA from Drosophila erecta, 4790 nucleotides. RefSeq names its product activating transcription factor 7-interacting protein 1 (gene wde). Gene Ontology annotation, biological process: regulation of DNA-templated transcription. The transcript is spliced from 5 exons. Lineage: Eukaryota; Metazoa; Arthropoda; Insecta; Diptera; Drosophilidae. Gene Ontology annotation, cellular component: nucleus; transcription regulator complex. The record is from RefSeq and is a predicted model, not a curated record. Gene Ontology annotation, molecular function: protein binding; transcription coregulator activity. Bases 318 to 4565 code for a protein of 1415 amino acids.
AUCUGGGCGCUGCUCUUCGGAACCAGUUGUGCAUAGACUGGUUCUUUUCGGCACCUUUUGUUGUUGUUCGUUUUUAGUCUGUGUUUCAUACUUCAUCGUUUAAGGGCAACGGAAGCAGAAUUGCCUGUCAAUUGUAAACAAAUCACAAAAGAGCUGUUAAAUUCAUUCAAAUCAUUGACAUUUGAUAGUUGUCGAUAACCCACAUGUCAUAUUCAAAUAUUUUUCGCGACCACAUCAGUUAAUAAACGAGUUUAUCGAGUAGUUGGAAGCAAUUCAAUGACGUCUGAAUAAAUCGGUGGAAACAAAAAACAUUGAAAAUGAUGGAAGUAAGCCAGAACAUGGAACUUAAGGAACUCUCUACAGAGGAGGCUUUGAUGCGAACCCUAUCCUCAGAACCCCUGUCCACCCCUGCAAUUGUCAACAAAUCCAGUCUAACGUCUGUCGAUGAAGAGAAUCUUUGUGAGCUCAUCAAUGACGUCGAUACCUCCGAUAGCGUCAAGGCUAUUGACAAAACGAAAAAGAUAUCGGAACGAGAACGUAAUCCAGGCAGUGAUCUGGACGCGCUCCUUGACAAGAUAAGCUCUAUUGUGGCUUGCAGUCCUAAGAAUUCCGACGAUCUUGAGUCCCUCGAUAUAGACGAGGAAUGCGACUCUGUGUCGACGAAGUUGGGAACAGCUGCUGAUACGGACGAAAAUCGUACAGAGCAAAGAGAAAAACCAGAACAAGAAGAAGGAGAAGAGGUGCCUAGUUCUCUAGAAGCAGAAGAGUGCGUCGAUGCGGAUUCUGAGUUAAAGACUGAGGAGAAAGUAGACGAAACUAAAGAACACGCUCCAGCCAUCGAAUCCACACAGAAUACCGAUGAUUUGGCUGAGCCAGAAGGAGAGAGUAAAGAAGCAUUAAUAGAUGAAAAAUUAAAGUCAAAGGAAGAUGAUGAAGAUGAAGUCACAGCACAUACUGCGAAAAGCAUUGAAAAGAACCGGAAAAACACAUCAACAGAUGAUGUGUUUAUGGAUGCUUUAGAGACCAUUUCCAGUUCCGAUGAGUUUGAUGCCUUCGCCUCUCAGGACUCCAAGAAGAUCAAGUCAAGCAAAGAACUAAACACGGAAGAUAAAUCACCUGCCAAUGAUCUAGAAGAGAUUUCAUCUGAUGAAGAUACAAAUAAGGAUGAGAAAGUAUAUAAGGUCGGUGAAUGUGAAAACCCCAACCAGGAGGUUAUAGAUUUAGAUUCGUCGGGCGAAUGUCAGGAAUGCGAAACGCCAACAGAGCUCGGGGAAACUGUAGCUGAAACAGAAGGGACUGAGGAAGUUACCCAUGCGAAAGUUUCUGCGAAAGAUUCAUUGAAUUUAGAAAAGAAUAUCUCAGGAAAGUCCGUGAAUGCGGCCGAAGAUGAGCAAGUCGAAGCGGGUGAAGAGAAAGAAAAGUUAACAGAAGGUAACGAACCCACGGAGUCCACGUUAGUAGAAGACGAGGAACCAACGGUAACCGAACAGUCGAAAGAGUCUAUUCUAAUCCACAGCGAAGAGUCAAUGGAUGUCGAUAAACCGGAUGAGUCCAAAGAAUCCUUACAAAGAAUCAAAGAGCACAACGAAAGAGAAGAGCCUGAAAAGCCCAAAGGAACAACAAAUGCGGAAAAGGCGAAGGAAAAUGAAGAUUUGGAGAUCGAAAUAAUAGAAGAGUCGGAAGGAGACACCAAGGGAAAGGAAGAUCCAAACACAACCCAAAAGGUGAAAGGUGUAAAGGAAACAGAAAAGCCAGAACCCGUGGAGGUCGAAGAAGAAGAAACAGAAGAUCCCAAAAAGGAGGACCAAAUUGAUGUUGAGGCUCAAACUCAAACCCAGGCAAUGAAUGACACAACCAUAGAUGGUAUGCUUAUAGAAGCGGACAAGGAUGUGGUAGAGAUCGAAGAAAAAAAGGCUGCAGACGAUAAACCUGCGGUUAUAUCAGAAAACGAUAAACCCACUAUAAAUGGAGAAUGCGAAAUUUCAACUGAUGACAAUAUAAAGGAUUUGGAAAGCAAGAAAACGACGGCUGUUGAAGAGGAGACCAAAGAAACGGAGUCCGAUGACGAAGUCAUUUUCUUUGAACCCCUCGAGAAGACCGAAAAAGUGGAAACUUCAGCAAAGUCAACGAAUGAAUAUUCUGAGAAACCACUAGCUAAGGAUGACGAAGUUGUUCUUGUCUCCGAGGAUGAGGAUGAAACACCCCAGGCUAAGAUACCGGAGAAGGAAGUUCAGACUUGCCAAAAGGAAACAGCUUUAAAAGGUGUUUCCAAUGAGUCCGCUACAGAAUCAGCUGAAGCUAAAGACCUGCAAAUAGACAAUUCCGACAAUGCUUGCGAUCAGUUUGAGAAACUGAAGACCCAUGAUACGGUGAAGCCAACUGCCACAGAGGAUGGGAACAGUAAUUCCAGUAAUCUACUGCGUCCUGCCGAGUACACGGAACAGUCGGCUCCAAAACGUCUGCGUCUCAGUACCGAUGAAAAAAUAGAACCCGAAGCGCAGACGGAACAAGAAGCAUCCUCAAAACUCAGCGGAGCAGAGGAUGUUGUAAAGGAUGUAACCAAGCGGAGCCAUGAUGAUCUGGACAGCCCUCAGGAGGAGAUACCUAAUAAGAAAGUUAAGACUGAUGACUCUGACUCAAACAGCUCCCAUGAAGGCACGCUACAAAUUGAUAUGGAUGGUCAGGAAGACGAUGUGAAGACUAAAAAAGAAGAAUCCCCCAAACAAGAAGUCGAAAAGAAACCCGAAUUCGACCUUAGACCUGUUCCCGAAAUUAAACAGGAUGUUAAGCCCCUGCGCCUGGAAUUCUUUAGGACCUUCAGACGGAAUUUCGACACAAUGACCCGUGACGACCUGGAGGAGCUGGUGCUGCAAAAAGUUGUCGAGGCGAUGUUGAUUAAAAGUGAUUUCGCAGAAAUCCGUAUGCAGCUGGACAAAUGCGAGAGCACUCUCGCCAAUUAUCGCCGCAAGAUUGCCGAAGUGUCGAAGCAAUUCCUGGAUUUGGAGACGGUGCACAAGCGGGUGCUUAAAGACUUGGAGGCUAAAAACUCCCAUUUCACUGCUCCUGUGCGGAUAACGCGAGCUGUUGGUCUUCAGGUGGGCAUUCCGUUCAAGGCCAUAAAGCCCGCGGUCGCCGUUCCGGAGCCAUCUCAUGCUGCUGGCAGUGUGUUGGCGCCGCCCAGUGGAACGCCACCCAAGGCCAGCACCAGCCCUUUGCGAUCGACAAUGCGACCAAGACCACCUCCUCCGCCUGCCUUUGGACCAUCCACAUCCUCAUCCGCCACGGGUCCGGGCACCAGUGCCUCUCAGAACUCCAAUCCUCCACAGCAGCCAGCACGGUCAUCGCAAUCCUUGACCGCGGCUAGUGUUACGCAACCUGUGCGCCGGGGCUGCCUGCAGAAGGUCACGCCCCAGCGACCGGUACCUGGUAACAUACCGCCACAGGUGCCACAGGUCAACAAUCAGGCCAACGCUCACCGUCUGCAGUCCUCACCGCCUGUAGCCCAGAGGACAAUGCACGCAUCCAAGCACACCGGAACCACUGGCUCCGCACCUUCCACGGCGGCUAAUGCGACAAACAAAGCCGUCAUGCGUGGCCGGAACUCAACAUCCGCUUACUUAGCGCAGAAACAGCAGCAACAACCGCAACAGCCGCAGCAACAGUUCCAACCACCUCGACCUGGUCCCGGUUCCACCACCCCAGGACCGAGUCCCGCCAAGCACGUGCCAAAGUGCACGACGAAAGUGCGCGCCCAGCAGUCACCUCUUUCGGGGGCCACGGUCUCAGUUCCCAUGUCAUCUAGCGGCAGUGGGUCGGGAUCUGGCAGCUAUGGACAGCAGCAGCAGCCCAGCUUGGCGCCGGCCAAGCCCAAGGAGAAGGCAGUCAUUGACCUCACAGAUGAGGAUGAUGCAGCGGCUGCGGCGGCGGCAAGGGCUGCCCAGGCUCAAAUCGAGGCUAACGCUCGCUUGCGUCAGGCAUCCAAUGCGGCGGUUAAGCGGAAUGCUCAGGCUGCAGCAGCGGCAAGAGGAGGACGCGGAGGUGGAAAUGUGGUGCGAGCUUCUCCAAUGCAAUUGGGUCGCGUUAAUGCGCGACAGUUAGUUCAGAAUAAUGGAGGAGGUCAGCGAAGUUCCUUGGGCUCAAACGUAACUAUGCAGAUACGCUCGGAGAAUACCCCGCCAGCAGCCUCCCGUUUAAGAUAUUCACAUCCCGCGCCAUUGCCAACGUCUCCCGCCCAGACCUUUAAUCCAUCCUGGAAAGUGCCUCCAUCGCGACCAGUUAUCCGGAUAAGUCUCCUUGACACUGGCAUCGUUAUAUCCUGGACGCUGGAGGAUACGAGCCCGCGGUUCGCAGAGUGCGUUACGUACCAGAUCUAUGCAUACCAGGAGACGAUUCACGAGCCCAGCACGGAUAGCUGGCGGCAUGUGGGCGAUGUCAACGCUAUGUUGCUGCCUAUGGCCGUAACUCUAAAUCAGUUCCAGGAGAACCAGAGGUAUUACUUUGCUGUUCGGGGCGUUGAUAGUCACCAGCGAUUCGGGCCGUUCAGUGUUCCCAAGACCUGGUCGUAAACGGACUGGUCUGACAUCUUCCUUAGGUGUAGAUCCUAGUUUUAGUAGACCACAUGUAAUUUAUUUUAGUCCUUGGAAAUUCGUUCUCGAAACUAGCCGGAAUUAUGAGUUUAGUCUUAAGUUAUGCAGAGUUUUUGAAGAAAUUUUAAGAAGUAACAAACAAGUUAUGCCAAGCAGCCAAUCCUCUGCAGCUGAAAGUCACUCAGAAAAAAAAAAACAAAACAA